AGUGCUCGCGAGGUGCGGAGCCAGGCCGUCGUGCGUUCCUUGUGUCCGUUCGUUCGUUCGUUCGAUUGUUAGUCGAUUGGUUGGCUGGUUGUUUCUUGGUUGUUUUGUUUUUUUUUGGUUAAAUUUUUAUUUAAACAAUAUAUAUAAAUAAUCUGUGCGAGAUUAACGAGAACGUAGUACAUAGUUUCAAGUGGGUUCACCGCUUCUUCGUUACAUACUUCCUUACUCCUGUCGCGCGAACGUCGUGUUUUUAAUACCUGUUUUCAAAUCUAACUCCGCAGUCUCGGCGUUACGUGUGAGACCGUGUUUUGUUUCGCUUUUCCGUUUUAUUUUCGCCCCUCCACACCUGCCCCGCUUUCAUUUGCUCUUCCAUUCCGUCGAAAGUGUGCAUUAAACAAAAGUGACCGUCAUAGAGCGUUGCGUGACGUUCGGGACAGAAGCGGGUCGAGAAGCGGAAUUCGAGUGCGGAAAAGAGAAAUAGAGAGAAGGAUUAAACUAGUGGAGGGGAGAAAGUGAUGAGAUUAAUUAAUAAUUCGAAGUAUAGAGGAUAACGUAACAUAAAGAAUAACUGUAAUAAACGUCAAGGAAGCACAAUCUCGCGUACAGAAUACCCGCUUGUCUACAUAUAUCUACACACUCGCGUUCACUCGCAUACACACGCACACACACCCGCGCGCGCGUAAAAGGAGUAAACUAACAACAAAACGCUCGUUCGAUUUCCCGGAAUAGUGAAAAAGUGAAAGAUAAGGGAACGAAUUGCGGCCACGAGUCAACUUGCUGUGUUAGACAAAAGAAGAAUAAUUCAGUCCUUGACGGACGGGAUAAAAUAGAAAUAACGAUAAAAGUGACGGGAAGAGAAUUUACGGAAGCCGCAUCGACAGUGCCAGGGUAAUCUCAAAAUCACGGAAAUAUGAGCAUUGCUGCCCUUCUCGAGGCCGCUGAAUACAUUGAACGUAGAGAAAGGGAGGCUGAACAUGGCUACGCGUCGACAAUGCCGAUACCUGACGAUAUUCGGACCGUUGUCAAGAGGACCAAGACAAAAAAAUCCCAGGGCAGCAGAACGACUCAUAACGAGCUGGAGAAAAAUAGGCGGGCCCAUCUACGGAACUGUCUGGAAAAGUUGAAAGUACUGGUCCCGCUAGGCCCCGAAACCUCGAGGCACACCACCCUAGGCCUUCUCACGAAAGCGAAACGGUUUAUCAAGAACCUUGAAGAACGGGAGCGAAAGCACGCCGUUCACAAGGAACAGUUGUCUCGGGAACACAGAUUUCUGAGACGGCGACUCGAGCAGCUGACGACGCUGCAACCGGGUCACCUGCACUCCCUUCGCCCUAACGGGCACCACGGGCACCACGGGCAUCACGGUCAUCACCAUGGCGUGACCUUAAGCUCUAGCGCCCCUUCGCCGAGCUCCACGUCCACGUCCAGCCUGCAGCUCUCGAAGAGGCGAAGCAUCUCCGAGUGCUCAGUCGGCACCGCUUCCUCUGCAAGCUCAACCGCAAGCUCAAGAAAUUCCGACAGGUCAGCGGGCAGCCCUUCGGUAUCGGAGUCCGACGAGGUUGAGGUCGACGUGAUCGGCUACACGAGCAACCAAUCGGACACAGAUGACCACAGCAGCGUCCAGAGCAGCAGCGACAGCGGCGUCGCCAUGUCAACCUCGAGGCUGACCCUCUCUGAAAUGAUGGACAAUCUCUAGAUAAAGAUUUUCGGAGGUGGCGGGCAUAGGAAGGGAGCUUUUGAAAAAGAACCGCAUUGAACGAAUGGGAAGUUUAUAAAAUGUACAUUGCACGAGGGAGCCGCGAAUUCGAAGAAAGGGAAAUACUAUAAGACGUGUUGAACGGUAAAUGAGAUGAACAUAUGACGCCGAGGGGCUAAGAAGCUAAGAGGAAUGGAUAAUCUAUAAAUGCCAUAUUCUCAACGGUAGGAAUGCUAGCUAAACAGGAAAAGUUGGAAAUACGGAAUUGGAUUACGCUGAAACGGAAAACUGAAACGCGUUGUAAUCGAAAGAAAGACGUCCAAACUUCUUCAAGAAUUAGAUGACGGUUAAACGAUAAAAAAAAAGCUCCCACUAUGCGGAUCGUGAGGUGUGACAAAACGAGCCCAUCUCACCACCAAAAUAAUCACGAUAUCACGACUGUUCAGCAGCCCACCAUUUCAUAUAGGACACGUGAAUCAAGAAUCAGUACCUUAUGUUAGUUAGACCUCUGUCAGGGGACAAGCUACAGCAAAGUUGGAGUUGAAAUUGAAGUAUCUGGCCGAGGGAAGGAGAGUCGUAAAACGAAAAAGAAGAAAAAAAUGAGGAGAAGGAUAAUGAUAAAGCAUAAGGAUAAGCCUAAGGAUAUGGUUAAAAAGAAGAAGAAGGAAAAAAGAAGGAGAGACAGAAUUAGAAUCAGAAGACGACGAAAAGUCAAAGUGUGAAGAAGGCGAUGAAUAAAAAAGAAAGAAUUGCGAAUGAAAGGAGAAGAAGCGAAUCAUGUUGCGAUGAGAACGUAACAAAAUAUUUAAAUUACAAAAAUUGAAACUACAAAUAACAUAGGAAUGAAAAGGAGAAAAUGAGAAAAAAAUAAGACACUUGUUAUUCCCAACGGAAAAACAGAGUUGGAGAAAUUCGAAUCCUGGCGCAAAAGAAGAGAAAGAAACAUGUAUGCAUUGGUAACCUCUGGCAGAAAUAAUGUGUAAAGUAUUGUCAAUAGAUAUGCCAAUGUGUAAAAUUAUUGUACACAUUUUUAUGGACGUGGUGAAAUGUUUCACAAUGAGAGAAAGGUGGAGAUAAUGAGAGAUUGAUUGAUUGCUCGCUCGAAUUAUUUGAGAGAUAGACAGAGAACCAUAGAGAAAGAAAGAAAUACGGUUAACAAGUAUGACUAAAUGACUAAUGUGACUUGGUGAGUAGGGUCGGAAUUUAAAAACUAUAAAAUAUGGAAUUACUUGAAUUAUUAAUUUUUCUUCCUAUUUUCGUUUCUUCUGGUCAUCUUUGUCACCAUUGAUCACCAUUUUCAAUUGUCGGUUGACAAAACUAUUACGUACUAACAAUAAAAAAAAAAAAAGAUUGAUGAAAAUAAUUAACGAGUCUUGCAAGAAACAAUUAUAACGAGAUGUUAUUGUCGCUGUUAUUAUUAUUUCCAUUCAUAUCAUUUUCAUAUUAUUGUGACAUUUGCUAUCACAAUUAUUCAUCAUUAUCACCGCCAUUAUCGCAUUAUAAAAUCGUUCUCGUCAUUAUUGCGAAUACCUCAUACUGUUAAACAAUUUUAUAAUGUCUAAGUCUUGCUCGAAGUAUUUUAUUUUAAACAAAGAAAAGUAAAAAAUUGAAAAUAAUUAUUCUAAUUUAUAUAUUACCGAAUUCGCGAGAUUAUUACAUUGUUUUUAUUUUUAGGUUUUUUUUUCUAUUGAGCGAUUAUAAUCGUAUAAGAUUAAUUUUAGAAAUUGAUCGAAUCGAGGCAUAUAUUAUAUACACUUACAAAUUAUAUAUGUAACGAAGUAUUUCAGCGGACAAUUUCUUCUUUUUGUUUAUAUAAUUUAAAAGAGCGUAAUUAUAUUCCUUAGCAUGCGAUAAGCUAAAGAGAUAUGCGACUGAAGGAACGAAGAGUUAGAUUGAAAAAUAUGGAAGACUGGGAGGUACACAUGAAAUUUGAACUUAUGAUGGUUUUAACUAAUUUUUAUUCCGCGGGAUUACUCAAAUCUCACCAGUCCCGAUUCAAAAUGGAUUUAACAAAAUGGAAAUGAAUAUUCGAUUAGCGGUAUUAUGAGACGACAACUCUAAUCAACUUACCGCCUAAGCAUAUCCAUGUAAUAUUCGUGAUAUUGAAGAAGUUACGCUUAAUCCGUUCUCAUUCCAAUGAUGAAUUUCUGUAUUCAAUUCAUCUGCAGACAUCAAGAUUUGUAAACGUAUAAUAUUUUCAAUAAAAUUACCUCCCUUAAUUUUUUUUUUCGGAUACAGCAUGAACCGUAAAAAACAUAAACAUAAUUUGGUUUUAUCGACAACUUUUUUUUUCCGCUUUUCUCUCGUCGGCGCGUAUCUGCCGUAAAUAUUUUUCAACAUCAGUUAAUCAGCGUAAUUUCAUACAUUUUACUUCAAGUUGUAACUUCCGAUCGUAAAAUUUGUCUUGAUUUUUUCCUCAUACUUUAAACUGGUUCUGAAUUUAUAGGGAAAUCGCGAAAAUUCGUAACUAAAAAUUUCAAGCGUCUUUGUAAGAGAAAAGUAAAAAUAAAGGGCCUUGGAAUUAUAGAGAUCAAUUGCAUAGAAUAUGUGAAAAAUGUGAAGAGGAGGGAUAAAUUAGCAAAAUAAAAAACUGCAAAAAAAAAAAAAAUAAAAAAAAAUAAAGAAAGAAAAACAAGAAAAAUUAAAUACAUGCAUCCAAUUAACCAGAACCAGAUGCAGCAAAGCAUCGAAUAAUGUAACAUGCAAACUAAAGCUUUAAAAACGAAUUCUGCCACCGAGGAAUUCAUUUUCAAAACGAUUCCGGUAAAAACAGAAAGAAAAAUUAAAAAUAAUCUGUGCAAUACAGAUGUUUGCUUGCAAUUCUUACGUAAGUAACGGACUGUUGAGUUAUUUCGGAUUGAUAUAUUGUCAGCCUGCCAAAGUUCCGGCUUCGAAGACUUUCAAAGUUUGACAAGCAACAGUUUGUCGAGGAAAAAAUAUUCGAGUCCAUGGUCAUUUCACAUCAUCUAUGCGAAUUUUUCGCGUUUCUUUAUUUUUUUGAUUAACAUUUCAAAUGAACAACGUUUUUUCUUACAAUUAGUCCCACUCUCAACGGCCAAGCGAGUGCAAUUUACGAGAAAAAAUAUCCACUUGCAAUAUCGCGGGAUAUCUCCUAUACCUAUUCAAAUAAUUAUUGUAUCAACAAUUAGUUUAUGGUAGAAACCUAUUGUUAGGGCAGUCAUAUUGGUUACAGCAAGUAAUAUCGGGACGCGGAAUUUUUAUAUGUACAAUGUGCAGCUUGUCGUAUUUAUCGCGGAGUCUAUGGUACGAAUGAUAAGCUUUCUUUUAAUGCCGUCUUUUUAGGGCUGUCGAAUCUCAUGUAAUUCUGAAUUUCACAAAGAGAAGAAGAAAAUCGCAAGCGAAACAUAACAGAAAUAAAAGAAUUACAAUUCGAAAAUAAUACUAUUGCGAUACAGAGCAGAUUGGACAGAUACCUUAUACAUAAAAGUGCUCGUUUUAAGAAUACCCCGUCUGUUAAUACGGUUCCAUAAAUUCUGUAUGGAAGCAACUGUCAAGGCGAAUGAGAAAAAACAGUAACAUGGUUGAGUCUAUCGUGAAUUAACGAUGAAAUCAAGGAAAAGUAAAUCAUCACCAUACUACCACAAAGGCACAGACACAAACACACAACAUACGUACACGCGAUCCACAAAAAGAAUAGAAUUGGAAAAUAGAAGUGAACGGAGGAAUAACCAAACUAAACAAAUGAAUCAUAGAAAAACGCCACGAAGAAAAUCCAAAAAAAAGGAAUAAAAAUACACGAAAUGAAUGAUAUAAUCGAAUAAAAUCACGACAGACGGAAGGGAAAAUAAUAAUAAUACUAUAGUAAAAAUAAUAAGUAGUAUAAUAAAUAAACAAAUAAUAAUAAAUGUCUAAACGAAUAAUUACCUAUAAUACAGAUGCACCUUAUCAGUUUUUUGGUCCAGUCGUCGGUGUAUGUCAUUUUGUUUCGAAUACACAUUAAUACCAAUAUUACUGUAGUAGAGAGAGAUGUGUGUACUAUUAGGGGAGCGCAUUCGCCUGGCGUACUAUACAUAUUAUAAUCAAUGUAAUUAUAAAUGUAUUAUAAAAAGUCUUUGUUUAAGAGACCACGCCAUGCCUACCUAUGCUAAUAAUUAAAUAAGAGAUUACAUCACAGGACUAAGUACAAAGUAAUGUAAUUUCCUUGCAGUAACUGUGAUGAAGAAUCAAAUAUUUACUGUUAAACGAAUCACAUUUAUGUCAUACUUGUAUAAUCUAUGAAUAUGGAACUACAGUAAAUUACUGCUCACCAAGGGGACAAAGAGAGGGAAAUAGGGACGGAGGGGUAGGGAGACGAUGAAGUAGCUCGCAUCUCAAAAAGAUUACGCGGAUUCAAAUGAGAGUUGAAUUUCUUUGGUGACCAGUAUGUAACCACUGUUCACGGUAUGAAUAAUGUGAAAUUGUUUAAAAGAUCUCAGGCCAGUCUGCUCCCCCGAAAAUGUGAUACUAAAAUUAAACUCUUCUGGAAGUUGCUUAAACGACGUGUAGGUACACGGGUACAAAAAAUUACGUGAAAGUAUAAGAGAGCAGAGCCAAUUUUCGAACGAUUGGCGGGUACAGCCGUACAAUUUACGCGACACCAAAAACGUAUGAUACUACAAAGUUUUGGUGCGGUGAACGAAAGGAAAAGAAACAUUAAUAACGAUACAAUAAUAAAAGAUAAAAAAAAAAAUCUUACAAACAUACGAAAACAAGUGGAAACGUCAAACUCCAGCCGUUAGUAUAAUAAAUAAGGUGUAAUCAGAGUAUGCGACAUUGGUUACUGCAAAGGAUCGACGUGUCAAACAAUUGUCGAUUAACACGCUAGAUAAUUUAUUCACAAAAAUCGAAUAGUUGAAAUAUAUUAUGUAACAAUUAUUAUAAGAGAUAUCAAAUUGGAUAUAAUCCAGCAACGAGAAACGACAGAUAUGACGUAGGGAUACGUGCAAAAAUUGUACGAACGAAAAGCAAAAAAGUAAAUGAAUAAAAAUUUCAGAAGAAAUGAUAAUAAUCGGUCCAUUUAACGUGUAAUGUAGAGACAAGUUUUGGCACCUGGAUCUUCACGAGCAACGCGGCCCAGUUUAAUAUUUAAGGAAUUCUAAGUAAUAUUUCAUUGGUAAUAGAAAAGAAAAUAGAAAACUGGAGACAAAAAAACAAAAAAAAUUAAUGAAAC
Neodiprion fabricii is the source of this 6866-nucleotide messenger RNA. RefSeq names its product max-interacting protein 1-like (gene Mad). The coding region runs from base 911 to 1696 and encodes 261 amino acids. NCBI's taxonomy places the organism in Eukaryota, Metazoa, Arthropoda, Insecta, Hymenoptera, Diprionidae. The record is from RefSeq and is a predicted model, not a curated record. Gene Ontology annotation, biological process: regulation of transcription by RNA polymerase II. Gene Ontology annotation, molecular function: RNA polymerase II cis-regulatory region sequence-specific DNA binding; DNA-binding transcription factor activity, RNA polymerase II-specific; protein dimerization activity. The transcript has 7 exons.